GAUCGCAGAAUACGCGGGAAAGGAGCGAGAAAGCCACACAGAUCGACACAGAGAGAGAGAGAGACAGAGACAGAGAGAGAGAGACAGAGAGAGAGAGAGCAAAAAAAAAAGGAAGCGACUGCAAAGUGUCUUUUCUUUAAAAAAAAUAAUAUAUAGAAUUAAAUGUACAUCAUCAUGUCUGGGGGCGCGGCGGCGGCGGCGGCGCGCGUCUCGCCCGAGAGGAUGGUGGUGUCUGUGAUCAAGUCCAAGGUCGGUGCCCAGGACCUGGGUCUGGGUCUGGGUCUGGGGGGGGUUUCUGUGGUGUUUCCCUGCGGAUGGGCGGAAAACUCCGAGCACAUGAGCCCGAGUCCAACUCCCAGCACCGGGUCAACGGGAUCGACCUCUCCCCACCAGAGCCCGGACUACCCCACUUACAAGGACGGGAUUCGGCGUGGCCGUCCGCGGGGAGAGAUUGUCCGGGAACUGAUCACGGAAGGCACCAUGUCCACCAGCCGAAUCCGCUGUGAGAUUUGUAACCGCGUUUUCCCACGAGAAAAAUCCCUUCAGGCCCACAAAAGGACACACACAGGCGAACGACCCUACACGUGCGAUUACCCGGGCUGUGGCCGUGCCUUCGUGCAGAGCGGGCAGCUGAAGACUCACCAACGGCUUCACACCGGAGAAAAACCCUUUACCUGCUCGGAGCCAGGCUGUGCGAGCAAGUUCACUCACGCCAACCGUCGCUGCUCGAAGCACCCCUACGCACGGCUGAUGAGGCGGGAGUGCGCGAGCGAGCCAGGCAGGACUGGGAAGAGCGAGGCUGAUGAGGCUGUGGCGGAGUGGCUGGCCAGAUACUGGCAGACUCGAGAGCAACGGUCUGUGGGUGUGAAGGGGGGACUGGAUGAGCAGAGCUCGGAGCAGGAGCAGGCCGGGGCGAGAGGGAGCGAACGGGACCAGACCUGUGCCUGGCAGCACCUGCAGGAGCAGAGGGAGCGGUGGCAUGGGGCCUUGGCACUGAUCCAGCUGGCGAACCUCUCCGGGGCUGAGCCAUACUGAGCAAACCCUGCCCCCAACCACCCACCCCCGUGCCCUGCACUGCCAUCCUACUGGAGUGAGACCGACACACACGCAAUGCGGAGGCUGGGUUCUCCUUAACCCGGCCCGUCGCUCAAACCACAAAGCAAAGGCGACCCUCAGCACUCAUCCCACCUGUGGAACCAACUGGAUUCUCUCCACUCUGUGGGCCCCAGAGGAAUGGUGGAAUCUAGACCUCACUGCAGAUGGCUCUUUGAGGGACAAUGUUCUAGAAACCACUACAUCUGUCUCUUACCUGUGGUGUGAGCGGGGCCAAGGCCAGGGUGGAGGGAGUGAUAUAUUUUUAGCACAUGGUUCCUUCAACUCAGCACUUGACUCACUGUUAUUCCAGCACUUGAUGUACCUGCUCAGCGAGAGAGAGAGAGCACAAGGCUGCAGGUUGUGGAAACUGAAGAUAAAAGGUGUGCGGAGGGAAUUAACAGGUGUCGUCGAUCGGGUCAUUAACAGCCAGUGAUCUCGGCAGCUGUGACUUCCCUCCUGACCGACACGUUUGCACAUGAUUCGCAACCUGCCUAUCCCAUUCCUAUCCCUCUUGAAUUCUCUUAAGGCUACAUACAGCCCGACCCAAUGACCGGCAUUUUAAUCAGAGGAAUUUUUAUUUUUAUUCGCUCUCUCUCUCGCUCUCUCACACCUUUGUUUAAAAUCGACCAAUUCUUCAAGACCUUUUGUUCACUUUUAACUUUUUUUAAAAAAAAGUUCCCAACAGUUUUGCUCCGGAAUUUUCCCCCAAUUAAUUUCCGAUCUAUUUUAAUCAAGCCCUUCAAAGAAUCAAUACCCUGCAUUGUCCCCCAAUGCUGUGUUUAGCCUGUGUUGGACCGGGCUGGUUUGGGGGAUGGGUGUCUGUUUUUAACGUUCGUUCACACAGAAGCUUUUGAGACACACGUUUAUCACCAGGGACGUGGCUAAAAUCUUUCCGUGGUGAUUAUAAUUUAAUAUAAAUCUGUUGUUUGCAGCGAAACAAAUCCAGCACUUUAUACCCUACGGACAUAAGGGAAAUAAUUGCAUCUGAUUUCAAGGUGCAUUAAAUACACGGCCACACUACUUUACUGUGUAUCCUGUGAAGCGCUUUGAGACGUCUCGAUGACGUGAGGAGGCGCUAUAUCAAAUGCAGGGAUUGUUAUUGAUAGUAAAUCGCUAAUCGCUGAUCAGAGGGACAAACCGACACUAAAAUAUGUUACUCACCCCUUGUGAAAGGCUGUGUGUAAUUGUAAGUUGGGUGGCAUUAAAGGGGAAGUUGCUGUGCUGUUUGGUUUAAGUCCCGUCAACAACAAUAUUUACAUAGCAGCCUUCACGCAUCUCGGAGCGCUUAACAAUGGUGUUGUUUGACACCUUUUUCCCCCUUCCCCACAACUUCUUUUAAUCAUGAUUUCCCUGCUCCCCUUUUGUCGAGUUCUUUUGUCGUCCUUCACUGAAUUUGGACAGAAUCGCACUGAAAUCGCUGCACUAACUUUGUGAAUAGUGUAAUUUAGCGCCAAGAUACGACUGGCAAUAGAGAUUGUAAUUUAAGAUCC
Molecule: messenger RNA, 2585 nt
Organism: Callorhinchus milii (elephant shark)
Lineage: Eukaryota; Metazoa; Chordata; Chondrichthyes; Chimaeriformes; Callorhinchidae
Product: zinc finger protein 367-like
Exons: 5
Coding region: 163-1035 (290 amino acids)
Biological process (GO): regulation of transcription by RNA polymerase II; central nervous system development
Cellular component (GO): nucleus
Molecular function (GO): DNA-binding transcription factor activity, RNA polymerase II-specific; RNA polymerase II cis-regulatory region sequence-specific DNA binding
Source: RefSeq, a predicted model, not a curated record